Penicillium cataractarum is the source of this 615-nucleotide messenger RNA. RefSeq lists its product as uncharacterized. Lineage: Eukaryota; Fungi; Ascomycota; Eurotiomycetes; Eurotiales; Aspergillaceae. The coding region runs from base 1 to 615 and encodes 204 amino acids. The record is from RefSeq and is a predicted model, not a curated record. The transcript is spliced from 4 exons.
AUGAGUGGACAAGGCAGUCCAACUGCCACCUCGUCGGUUAACCCGCUAUUGGCCGCGGCCAAAGUGGGUGCCCUGAGUGGCGCCGCGGGAUUGAUCUAUGGAGGAGCAGCGGGUGUCAUUCGAUCACCCAAUCCUAUGAUACACUCGCUCUCCUGCGGUAUCCACUGGUUUGCAUGCGGUUCAACCUAUUGGUGGAUGCGAAGCAAUAUUAUCACACUUCAUUAUCGAGAUAAUGCAUCCCCGCAGGAGCGAGCAUAUGUCAGUGCCCUCUGUGGUGGUAUCUCCGGCGGAGUAGUGACCAGGGUCAUGGGAGGUCGAUUGGUACCCGGCCUAGUUAUUUUCUCUCUGCUCGGCUACGGCGGACAAAGUGCCUUCAACUAUGUUGACAAGUGGCAAAUGGAAAGGGCCCAGAACCCUUCCAAGCCGUUUCUGCAGCGGAUGGCCGAGUCAAAAUACAUUCCACUCCGACAUCUGUCCGAUGAGGAGUAUCGGGGGAUGUUGAGUGAGAAGUUACUCGGCAUCGAGGCCGAGAUUGCUCUCCUUGACGAGAAGAUUGAGGAUUUAGAGAAGACUCGACCAAAUCCUAUCUCUACCAGCAUCAACAGCAAUAAGUGA